UCACUGUAUAAUAUGUUUUUGUAGUGCCACCAAAAAUUGCAGGCCCAGAAAAGGUACUUUUAGAAGCACCAAUUCAUCGUCCGCUUACUGUAACAUGUGAAACAUUUGGAAAUCCUCAGCCAUCCAUAAUGUGGUAUAAGAAUGACUAUCCAAUUGACACGUCUAAUACUAGAGUAGCAUUUUCUCUUAAUAAUAAAGAACUGCAUUUUACACAUAUACUUACUGAGGAUGGAGGCGACUUAAUAUGUUUUGCUGAAAAUGAAGUAGGAAAAGCAAAAAAGCAUUUUGAAUUAGAUGUAUUAGAACCUCCAUCAAUUAUGCCUUCUAAAUCUCAAGUGGAUACAAUUGAAGGAGAAGCUAGUAGCUUAGAUUGUCAAGUUAUUGGAAAUCCUCAACCGACUGUACUAUGGUUAAAAGAUGAAAAAUUUUUAACAGUAAAUAGUUCAUUAAUUCAGGUAAGACUAUUCAGCAAUAAAGUAAAGCAAAGCCAUAAAAACUAAAAAAAUAUUAAAUAAUAAUACAAAGAACUGACUUAGAUGUGUUUCAUUGGCACUUUAUUCAAAUAAUAGUAUUUUAAUAAAUUUACCACUCCAAAGACCAUAAUAUCUAUACUUUUCUGCUUUCUUGGAGACUAAGCAAAUGUUUUACUUAAUACAGAAUACUUUUUGGGCUCCUAAUGAUGGACCAAAAGGCUCAUAAGUACUGUACUUGGGAUUAAGAAAGAUAUUUGAUUUAUCUUUGUAGUAGCUUAAAAUGAAGAUUUAUGACACUAUAGCAGUGUCAUGCUGUGACAUUUGAUGAUAGGGAAACUGCGUUUCUGUAAGAAGCCAGGGGCAGUCAGUUAAUUGCAUGUCAGUGACAGUUUAGGGU
Messenger RNA from Centruroides sculpturatus (bark scorpion), 870 nucleotides. RefSeq names its product muscle, skeletal receptor tyrosine-protein kinase-like. Gene Ontology annotation, molecular function: axon guidance receptor activity. Bases 129 to 500 code for a protein of 123 amino acids. NCBI's taxonomy places the organism in Eukaryota, Metazoa, Arthropoda, Arachnida, Scorpiones, Buthidae. The record is from RefSeq and is a predicted model, not a curated record. The transcript has 2 exons. Gene Ontology annotation, cellular component: axon; plasma membrane; neuronal cell body. Gene Ontology annotation, biological process: synapse organization; homophilic cell-cell adhesion.